Miscanthus lutarioriparius is the source of this 315-nucleotide messenger RNA. The record is from the annotation of a GenBank genome assembly. Lineage: Eukaryota; Viridiplantae; Streptophyta; Magnoliopsida; Poales; Poaceae.
AUGGCUCAUGCACUCGUCUUUCUUCUCGUGUUUCAUCUUCUCGUCUUCCUGUCCAAUCCAAUCGCAAUCUUAGCAGCAGGAUCAACCAACAAUUCCGAGAUCGACCGGCAAGCCCACCUAAACUUCCAGCUAGGCAUCAGCGAUGAUCCACUUGGCGUCCUGAGCUCAUGGGGAAACGUCUCAUACUGCAGCUGGAGAGGGAUCACCUGUCGUAAGGCUCUUCCACUUCGAGUUGUUUCACUAGACCUGUACUCGCUGCAGCUGGCUGGACAAUUGUCAUCGUCUCUUGCUAACCUUACUUCGAUAAUACGGUAA